AUGUCCAUGGACAUCGACGAGGCCCCCGUGGCCAUGGGCGGUGGCCCGCAACAGACGGGCGCAACAAUCCUCUGCUGCAACUGCGGCGCCCCCAUUGACGGGACCACGGCCACCGGCGCCCUGUGCUUCGCCUGCGUCAAGCUCACCGUCGACAUCUCCCAGGGCGUCCAGCGCGAAGCCACGCUCAACUUUUGCCGCGACUGCGACCGGUGGCUGAUGCCCCCGACAAGCUGGGUCGUGGCCAUGCCCGAGUCACGCGAACUGCUGGCCCUGUGUCUCAAGAAACUCCGCGGCCUCAACAAGGUCCGCGUCGUCGAUGCGAGCUUCAUCUGGACAGAACCCCACUCGCGCCGGAUAAAGGUCAAGCUCACCAUCCAAGACUCGGUCCAGGAAGGCGUCCUCCUCCAGCAGAGCUUCGAGGUCAUCUACGUCGUGGCCACGCAGCAGUGCCCAGAGUGCGCAAAGUCGUACACGGCCAACGUCUGGAGGGCCUGCGUCCAGGUCCGGCAAAAGGUCCUUCACAAGCGCACCUUUCUCUUCCUCGAGCAGCUAAUGAUGAAGCACGGCGCUCACCGGGACACCCUCAAUAUCAGGGAAGCCAAGGACGGCAUCGACUUUUUCUUUUCCCAGAGGAACCAGGCCGAGAAAUUCAUCGACUUCCUCAACUCGGUGGUGCCCGUAAAAGUCAAGGCCUCUCAGGAGCUGAUUUCGCAGGAUGUCCACACGUCAAAAAAGUCGUUCAAGUUUUCCUAUUCCGCCGAGCUGGUGCCGAUAUGCAGAGACGACCUCGUUGCCAUGCCCAUCAAGCUGGCCAAGCAAUAUGGAAACAUCUCGCCACUGGUCCUGUGUCACAAGAUCGGCACCUCGGUGUACCUGCUUGACCCCCAAACGCUGCAGACUGCGGAUAUCAGCGCACCCAUCUACUGGCGCGCCCCUUUCGCGUCUCUGGCCGAUGCCCGGGAAUUGAUCGAGUUCGUUGUCAUGGACAUCGAGCAGACGCCUACCCGGAGAGGGAAAUGGGUGCUUUCCGAGGCCACGGUUGCUCGCGCAUCCGACCUCGCCGUCAACGACAAGACGUACUUUACCAGGACGCACCUCGGCCACUACCUGCAGCCCGGCGACUCGGCCAUGGGAUACUUGCUGACGGGGACAAUGUUCAACAAUCCCGACUUUGAGGCGAUUGAGGAGUCCAACACGUACUCGUCGACGAUACCGGAUGUCGUCUUGGUCAAGAAGCAUUACCCCCACCGCCGGAGGAAUCGCCGCCGCAACUGGAAGCUUAAGCGCUUGGACAAGGACGAGGGCGAGCUUCUGCCCAAGAAGGCGGACCAGGAACGCAUGGAUCGCGAGUACGAGCUGUUCCUGCAGGACGUUGAGGAGGACGAGGAGCUGCGUGCAGCUCUGGCGCUGUACAAGAACGAAAAGAAGCGGGCCGACGAGGAGAUGAGCGUGGCGGAGACGGAGGAUGAUGGAGAUGACGGGGUGCCGCGGGUGAAUAUGGAGGAGCUGCUGGAUGAUUUCGAGGAGCUCACGAUGCAUGAUACAUAG
This is a messenger RNA of Hirsutella rhossiliensis, 1548 nucleotides long. RefSeq names its product NMD3 family domain-containing protein. Lineage: Eukaryota; Fungi; Ascomycota; Sordariomycetes; Hypocreales; Ophiocordycipitaceae. The coding region runs from base 1 to 1548 and encodes 515 amino acids. The record is from RefSeq and is a predicted model, not a curated record. Gene Ontology annotation, molecular function: ribosomal large subunit binding. Gene Ontology annotation, biological process: ribosomal large subunit export from nucleus. The transcript is spliced from 2 exons. Gene Ontology annotation, cellular component: cytoplasm; nucleus.